AUGCCUGCUGGAGGUGCUUCAGCGUCCAACUCAAACGGUGCUGGAGCUCUGGCGCCUAUUGUCACGGAGUUAGAUCGUCUUGCGCCGAGUUUUGAUAUUCGAGGAGAGCAGAUACGCAUUAUUCAAACACCGGCCCAAUUCUACGAGACACUCAAGGAUCGGAUACGGAAUGCCAAGAGACGAAUCUUUUUGUCUACGUUGUACAUUGGAAAGUCGGAAAAGGAACUUAUCGAAACUUUGCAGGAGUCGUUGAGGAAAAAUCCAGAUGUCAAGCUGAGCAUUCUUACGGAUGCCUUGCGAGGAACCCGUGAAGCACCUAACCCAUCCAGCGCAUCGUUGCUGGCACCACUGGUGGAAGAGUUUGGAGCGGAUCGUGUCGAGAUUCGAAUGUACCAUACACCAAACUUGACUGGGUUGAGAAAAAAGUACAUCCCUACGAGGAUCAAUGAGGGAUGGGGACUUCAACAUAUGAAGUUGUAUGGUGUUGAUGAUGAGAUCAUCAUGGCAAACCUGUCAACCGACUAUUUUACCAAUCGUCAAGAUCGGUACCAUCUCUUUUCCUCGAAAGAAGUCACCGAUCACUUCUGGAGCAUCCAUUCAGGAGUAACGUCUUUCAGUUUUCUUGUUCAACCGUCAAAAGAACCAGCAGGUUUCACUCUUGCCUGGCCAGAGAACAACUCUGCGCCUUCACCGUUGGAGAAGCCCGAAUCGUUCAUUAAGAGCACUACAUCAACACUCCAAACUCUUCUGCACCCCAAGUCCAGACCUGAGAACGACAUCUCAGAUACAAGAGUGUACAUGCUUGGCCAGAUGUCCCAGGUUAUGAAGCCUGACACAUCAACUGAGCUCCCCAUCAUUACGCAUAUCCUCAAGACUCUCGCUCUACCUGCAUACCGGGACUCUUCUUGGACUUUCACGGCUGGUUAUUUUAACCCUGCGCCGUCACUCACAAAACUACUCCUCGGUACCGCUUCCUCCUCCAACACUGUCAUCACAGCUUCCCCUGAAGCAAACGGGUUCUACAAAUCGAAGGGCGUCUCUGGUCUCCUGCCAGAUGCUUACACCCUUCUUGCCCGUCGCUUUGUUCACCGCGUGCACCAUGAAGGACGCGACAACGACAUCACCCUAAAGGAGUGGCGUUAUGGUGUUGUUGGUCAGCCAGGUGGAUGGACGUACCACGCCAAGGGUCUGUGGGUUACGAUGCCGGGAGAUAGCAACCCAGCUAUGAGCAUCAUUGGCAGUUCCAAUUACACCAAGCGCAGCUACUCGCAUGAUCUUGAGGCUGGAGCUUUGAUCGUCACUCGUGAUGAGGGUCUCAAGACGAGAUUGGGAGAAGAGCAGCUCUGGUUACAGGAGCAUGCUACCAAGGCAACUCGGGAUGACUUUGCCAGAACUGAACGACGAGUCGGUCUAAAAGUCAGAGUCGCCAUGUGGAUUGUUUCGCUGGUAGGCGGAGCGUUGUAA
Molecule: messenger RNA, 1464 nt
Organism: Fusarium pseudograminearum CS3096
Lineage: Eukaryota; Fungi; Ascomycota; Sordariomycetes; Hypocreales; Nectriaceae
Exons: 3
Coding region: 1-1464 (487 amino acids)
Biological process (GO): cardiolipin biosynthetic process
Cellular component (GO): mitochondrion
Molecular function (GO): CDP-diacylglycerol-glycerol-3-phosphate 3-phosphatidyltransferase activity
Source: RefSeq, a predicted model, not a curated record